Messenger RNA from Lutzomyia longipalpis, 1198 nucleotides. RefSeq names its product odorant receptor 85b-like. The transcript has 3 exons. Gene Ontology annotation, molecular function: odorant binding; olfactory receptor activity. Gene Ontology annotation, biological process: detection of chemical stimulus involved in sensory perception of smell; sensory perception of smell. Bases 1 to 1161 code for a protein of 386 amino acids. The record is from RefSeq and is a predicted model, not a curated record. Lineage: Eukaryota; Metazoa; Arthropoda; Insecta; Diptera; Psychodidae. Gene Ontology annotation, cellular component: plasma membrane.
AUGGCGGCUACUGUGGACGAGGUUGCUCGAAAGAGAUUCGAAUGGCUCGUUGAUUUUUUCGAGAAGAGCAUCUGGGUGAUAAAUUGUGGAUAUCGCGGCAAGACAAUUCGUGCCCAUAACUACAUCUUUCCCCUAAUCUUCUUCAUAAGCACCUGCUUCAAUCUCGACUACGUACGCCUGACCUACAACAGUACGAAUCGCGUUCAAGCAAUCUAUACCAUCAUCUUCAUAGCUGUGCACAUGCAGUCACUUGGGAAAGGACUCAUGCUUGUAAUCAAUUACCACGAUUUUAAGAAUCUCUUUAGUGAAUUACGGAAAUUCUACACUGAAGGUGAAAAUGGGCUUGUGAAGGAAAUAAGGAUGCGUAACAAUGCAGCUCAUAUUCCAGGCAUAACUAUUGGAGUUUUCGUCUACUGCUCAAUGUUGUGGGGUGCUGAGAUUUUUCUUCAAUUCUUCAUCCGACGAAUGGGUGGUGUUGUUUUCCCGAUGCAGUACCACAUACCCUUUAUCAGUGAAACCAACCCCUGGUUCAACAUUAUUAACUACACAGUCCAGGAUUUCAUUUUUAUUGUCACCUUCAUAGCAAUCAGCGUGAGUGAUGGCCUAAUCAUCAUGAUUGCAUUCCAUUUUCGCAGUGAACUGAUAAGCGUAGCUGAGCUGAUCUCCAUCCUUGACGACGUCGAACAGUACAAGAAGUACAAAGAUAUCUUGCUAACAAUCCACCGAAUGCAUUGGAAUCUCGUUCAUUUAUUCAACUUUCUCUCCGAUGUUUAUUUCUACAUGUCCUUUGCGCAGGUAACAUCAACAUUUGUUGGAGCAACUUUCCUGUUGUACGCCGUUAUGGAUAAUGGACUCGAUGUUGCCAAUGGCGUCGUUAUUGCCGUUGUUGCCCUUCAAAUUCUUAUUCUUUGCCUCUUUGGGGAGAUUAUCUUUGUCAGAACCGAAGCUCUGUCGAAUCUUCUAUACCAAACCAAGUGGUAUGAGUUUACGCCGCGAGAUAAAUUGUAUUUCCUAUUUAUCCUUCAAAAUAUUCAGAAGCCAUGGGGACUGAAGGCUGUUGGUGUUAUUGAUGUAUCUCUUUACACAUUUAUUGAGUUGGUAAAACUCUGUGGAACCUACUGUGUUGUGUUUUACGCACUGGUCAAUCAAAACAGGCAAUAAGUAUUUUUAUUGUCGGGAAAAUCCAAUAAAUUUCAUU